UGUCGCUCAUCGUGGAUUACGUCCCUUGGUUAACUCUUCUUCACAAAAGGUAACUUAGGUAGCAACUUCCGGAUUGGUGUAUCCAACGAUGCUGCAGGUGAAAAAUCAAUAAUCUUACUGUUUCUGUGGCCCGUGUAUAAAUGUUAGACGUGACAGGUCACUACCUGUUUAGAUGUUAACCAGAGGCAUGAUUAUCACCUGACUUGGUGUAACCUUCACGGAGUGCUUUACUGAGAAGAGGUGACCGUGAUGAGACUGGUUCACGCAACCGAAUUAUUCCCAGCUUUCUUGAAACGGGGGUGAACGACCGGUCAUCUUUCUGGUUCCUUGAGCGUGUAGUACUUUUUGCCACGACUGUGUUUGUUUUUGAUGCGCCCAAUGAAGUCGUGCCCAGUGUCAAAUUGAUCAAUUCUAUAACAUGAUAAGUAAGAAUACCUUGUAUUGUUCUCACUUGAAUCGGCGUUAUAUGUGGUAGUAUUCGACAUAGCAGUAUCAGCUUUAGAGAUGAUAACGGACUCUUCACUGGCUUUACAGGCUUAUAGAAAGUGUGGCUCACUAGCUCCAAUGAAUAGGAACUAGCCAUUACUUUGUUGGUUGAAUGGAAGCAGGAUGACAAAAAACAACAAAAGUGCUGCUACCAUCCGAAGAAGAAAGCUACGGCCUAAACAAGAUGACCUUCAGAGGGUGCGAGAAAGUAACCAGAGUUCCCCGAUUCAGAGUGAGGAUGAAGGACGAGAGGAAGAUGACUGUCACAUGUUUGAUGAUGAAGUGCUAGGACCCAACAUCAUCAAAAAGAUCAUGGCAUCAGAGCGGACUCUAUUCCUGGGACUGCUGGCUCUGCGCAUCACCAACUCUCUGCUCAUACAGACGUUCUUUGUUCCGGAUGAGUACUGGCAGUCCCUGGAAGUAGCCCACAACAUGGUCUUCCACUAUGGCCACCUGACGUGGGAGUGGCGGGAGGGGAUCCGGGGCUACACCUACCCCCUCUCCUUCGCCCUGCUUUACAAGUUCCUGCACAUCUUAGGCCUGGACAACAGGGUGCUUCUGAUAAAGCUACCGAGGAUGUUGCAGGGCGUCAUAGCUGCCUGUGGAGAUCUGUACUUGUAUCGGCUGUCUCGCAUGCUGUGCGACCGCCCAACAGCACAGUGGACCCUGCUGUGCCAGACGCUGUCAUGGUUCACCCUAUACUGCGCUACACGCACACUCACUAACUCCACCGAGGCAGUGCUGGUUACCAUGGCGCUGUAUUACUAUCCCUGGCCAAAAAGCCCUCAAAAGUCCUCUCUGAGUAAGUUCUUAGUGCUGGCUGCACUGUCUGUGAUAGUGCGGCCCACGGCAGCCAUCUUGUGGGUCCUGCUGUGCUGCUGGCAUCUUCAGUUGAACCGAGCAUCGUUGCCGACGCUCAUCAAACAGUACAUACAAAUAGGACUAGCAGUGCUAGGCUUUGCGACAAUGAUCGAUCACAUCUUCUAUGAUCGCUGGGUAUUUGUACAGCUCAAGUUCCUGCAGUUCAACGUACUCAAAGGGGGAAGUGCAUUCUACGGCUCGCAUCCCUGGCACUGGUACCUUACACAGGGCUAUCCAGUCGUCAUGGCAACACAUAUACUUCCUUUCUUGCUAGGCGCGUGGAAGGCAAAAAACAAAGUGUUGCUUUUUGUGAUAUUAUGGACAUUAUUUAUAUACAGUUUCCUGUCUCACAAGGAGUUCCGCUUCCUGCUGCCGAUUCUCCCCAUUUCCAUGCACUACUGUGGAGUGUACUUUCAGUCUCUAUGCAAACGACCAAACCUCAAAAAAAGAAAAUCAAAGAAGAGCAGGCAGGGAGGGGAUGAGGAUUUGAACGAAAGCUUUAACAGCAGCACCAGCAUGUCGGACACAAUGGACAACCAGUCGCUGCUGCAGCCAGAAAAACAACCUUCACCUUCCAAACCUGCCGACCUUGACCCAGAGGUCAGGAGGGCACAGCAGCACAGGGCUAACCUGUCAAAGGCCAAGAUUAUUGUACUGAUCCUCAUUGUGACGAACAUUCCGGUGGCUCUGUAUUUCUGCCUCAUUCACCAGCGGGGGACGGUGGAUGUCAUGAAGUUUGUCCAUGACGCCAGUAUAGAGAAGAGUGUGGAUGUCCUGUUCCUUAUGCCGUGCCAUUCCACCCCAUAUUACAGCUACAUCCACCGCAACAUCUCCAUGAGGUUCCUGACGUGUGAGCCCAACUUGCAACAACGCGACAACUACAGGGAUGAAGCGGAGGUGUUUUUCCACGACCCAGUGAGAUGGCUGAAGAACGAGUACUCUGGCACCCGCCUCCCGUGGCCAUCACACAUCAUCUACUUCAGCCCACUUCAGCCUACAGUGGGCACACUGCUGAAUCAAAACGGCUACAAGCAAUGUGCUCGAUACUUUCAUACACAUCUCCCAGAAGGGCGAGUGGGGUCACAUGUUCUGGUCAGUUGUAGGUGAUGAAUUGGAAUUGGACCUUGUGGCUGUUUUGAGUUCUAUAUGAGAUUUCAUCUUGUAUUGAUGUAGAGGAGAUAAAUGCCGUAUUGUCAUGUAUGGGACAUAAACGAUGUACUGGCUCAUAUGUAGGUUGAACAUAUGCAUUGGCCCAGGAAAACACAGCUGCAUUGAGUUGAAGUAUAAGUCCUUCCUUUAUUCCGUGAUUCCUUGGUCACAGAUUUUUUUGCAGAAAUACCCACUUGGCGCAGAAAUGUACCUGUCCUGUAGAAAAUUACAUUUUGUUCAGAACUCAUGCAGAAUUUUGCAUUUUUCUACUGCAGAAUUUCGUCAAAUACACUGCAGAAUUUUAACAUGCAAGUCUAAAGCUGGUUUUAAACGUGUAAAAGUUGCAUCGGUUUACUGAAAUGAACAGUCAAUAUUUGAAUUGUGAAUUGUAUUAGUUAAAUCAUUCUAAAUAAUUAUUUGAGGUGUUCGUGUUGAAUGGAAUUUUGAAAAAGAAAUGUUUUUACGAACGAUCUUUUAAGCACUUUAUGUUUUGAGAAAUGGUUAAUGAAAACGAUACCCUGAUUUUGUUUUGAAGUUAUGUUUUUCGUAUUAUUGCUUACUGAAAGUGCAUGUCUGUAUUUACACUAGUGAUUACCAGAUUCAGUUCACUAAGCUAUUCUAGCUGUGGAUAUGUUUAUCAGAAAAUGUUUAUCUAAAAAUGGCUGCCCUUAGUUCAACAGGUGCAAAACUAUGAAAUUCAUGAAAAAAAAGCUUAAAAGUUUACAGAAUUGUGUGCAGAAUUAUCAUAAAUUGAUUAUAGAAUAUACAAUUGUUGACUGCAGAAUUAUGAUUGUUAUUAGCCACAAAACACAGCUGGGACUGAAGUAUGGGAGAUAACUGCUGUAUUGAGUCCAGUAUGGGAGAUAACUGCUGUAUUGAGUCAAGUUUGGGGGAAAAAUGCUGUAUUGAAUCCAGUAUAGGUGAUAACUACUGUAUUGAGUCAAGUAUGGGAGAUAACUGCUGUAUUAAGUAAGAGUAUGGGAGAUAACUGCUGUAUUGAGUAAAGUAUGGGAGAUAACUGCUGUAUUGAGUCAAGUAUGGGAGAUAACUACUGUAUUGAAUCAAGUAUGAUGGAUACGGUAACGGCACUAUUGAGUCGAGUAAGGGAGAUUAUUGCUGUAUUUAAUCAUGUAUGAGAAAUAACUGCUGCAUUGAACCAUUUGAGGGAGAUAGCUGCGGAGGAAAUAACGUCUGUAUGGGGGUCAUGUAUGGUAGUUUUCUGCUGUAUUGAACCAUAUAUGGGAGAUAACUUCUAUAUUGAACCAUAUAAGGGAGAUAACUUCUGUAUGGUGGUCAUGUAUGGUAGUUUACUGCUGUAUUGAACCAUAUAUGGGAAAUAACUGCUAUAGUGAACAAUAUAAGGGAGAUAACUUCUGUAUGGGGGUCAUGUAUGGUAGUUUACUGCUGUAUUGAACCAUAUAUGGGAGAUAACUUCUAUUUUGAACCAUAUAAAAAGAGAUGACUUCUGUAUGGGGGUCAUGUAUGGAAGUUUACUGCUGUACUGAACCAUAUAAGGGAGAUAACUUCUGUAUGGGGUUCAUGUAUGGUAGUUUACUGCUGUAUUGAACCAUAUAUGGGAGAUAACUUCUAUAGUGAACCAUAUAAGGGAGAUAACUUCUGUAUGGGGGUUAUGUAUGGUAGUUUACUGCUGUAUUGAACCAUAUAUGGAAGAUACCAGCUGUAUUGAACCAUAUAAGGGAGAUAAUGUCUGUAUGGUGUCAUGUCAGGGUCAAGGUUGGCACGUUUAGAAGGUGAAGGUUGUGUUUCUGGCUUGAGAUUUUACACAUGAUCAAUAUUACUUAGUCAUUAGAGAGACCAUAUACCGGUAUAUAGUCCCUGGUCAUUAGCAUAGAUUGUCUGUGUAACACCAAAUCAAUGCUAUUAUAGUGUCAUGUUAAUGUCAUCUGGUCAUGAUGGAUGAUAAAUAGAUGCUAAAUUUAUGGAUGAGGAGAUAAUGAUCACAUAUUAAACAAAAUGCUAACCAAGGUCAUGAAAAUGCAUAAUUAUUCUAGAUAUCUUUCGGGGUGAGUUUCAGGGACAUUUUUUAUAAUACUUCCAAUUUUGUCAUUCAGGAUUUUCUAAGGAGUUCUAGGUUUGUCAGCACCAUACCUGUGCUGGUGGGUUUCACCAAAGUGGUAAAUGUCUGAGACCUGCAUCACUUCGGGUUUUCCUCCCACAUAAAGCUGACUAUCAGAACUGUGGAAAUGGUAACUCAAUAAAUGAUUUUGAUAUUGACCUGUCACUGCAGGGUUUUAUCUGGGCCUGCUCAUAGGUUGAUAUUCGGCCCUAAGUCUGCAGCAAAUGUCAGUAAAAAUUCCUAAAUUGUAAUAAAAAAAAUUCCAAUUCAUGUUAAUAUAUAUAAAACUAAUAACUAAUAUUAUUGCUUCGUAGACAUAACCUGCAUUUCACUGAUAACUAUUAUCAUCAUUAUCAUUAACCUCUUUAUUUGUUCUGUUAUCAGUGAAAUGAGCACAGAGAGAUGGUUACCACAGCUAGGUUUAUCUCUGACGACUCAUUUUGUUCCAUUGUACAUGUGAUCUCGAGAUAACAGUAUGACAGUUGGAGAACGUGGACAGCAUCACUACUGAUGGUCGCUGAUCAGUAUGGGGACUAGAUGACAGUAUGACAGUUGAGAACGUGGACAGCAUCACUACUGAUGGUCGCUGAUCAGUAUGGGGACUAGAUGACAGUAUGACAGUGGAGAACGUGGACAGCAUCACUACUGAUGGUUGCUGACCAGUAUUGGGACUAGAUGACAGUAUGACAGUGGAGAACGUGGACAGCAUCACUACUGAUGGUCGCUGAUCAGUAUUGGGACUAGAUGACAGUAUGACAGUGGAGAACGUGGACAGCAUCACUACUGAUGGUCGCUGAUCAGUAUGGGGACUAGAUGACAGUAUGACAGUGGAGAACGUGGACAGCAUCACUACUGAUGGUCGCUGAUCAGUAUGGGGACUAGAUGACAGUAUGACAGUGGAGAACGUGGACAGCAUCACUACUGAUGGUCGCUGACCAGUAUGGGGACUAGAUGACAGUAUGACAGUGGAGAACGUGGACAGCAUCACUACUGAUGGUCGCUGAUCAGUAUGGGGACUAGAUGACAGUAUGACAGUUGAGAACGUGGACAGCAUCACUACUGAUGGUCGCUGAUCAGUAUGGAGACUAGAUGACAGUAUGACAGUGGAGAACGUGGACAGCAUCACUACUGAUGGUCGCUGAUCAGUAUGGGGACUAGAUGACAGUAUGACAGUUGAGAACGUGGACAGCAUCACUACUGAUGGUCGCCGAUCAGUAUGGGGACUAGAUGACAGUAUGACAGUGGAGAACGUGGACAGCAUCACUACUGAUGGUCGCUGAUCAGUAUGGGGACUAGAUGACAGUAUGACAGUAGAGAACGUGGACAGCAUCACUACUGAUGGUCGCUGAUCAGUAUGGGGACUAAAUGACAGUAUGACAGUGGAGAACGUGGACAGCAUCACUACUGAUGGUCGCUGAUCAGUAUGGGGACUAGAUGACAGUAUGACAGUGGAGAACGUGGACAGCAUCACUACUGAUGGUCGCUGAUCAGUAUUGGGACUAGAUGACAGUAUGACAGUAGAGAACGUGGACAGCAUCACUACUGAUGGUCGCUGAUCAGUAUGGGGACUAGAUGACAGUAUGACAGUGGAGAACGUGGACAGCAUCACUACUGAUGGUCGCUGAUCAGUAUUGGGACUAGAUGACAGUAUGACAGUGGAGAACGUGGACAGCAUCACUACUGAUGGUCGCUGAUCAGUAUGGGGACUAGAUGACAGUAUGACAGUUGAGAACGUGGACAGCAUCACUACUGAUGGUCGCUGAUCAGUAUGGGGACUAGAUGACAGUAUGACAGUGGAGAACGUGGACAGCAUCACUACUGAUGGUCGCUGAUCAGUAUGGGGACUAGAUGACAGUAUGACAGUGGAGAACGUGGACAGCAUCACUACUGAUGGUCGCUGAUCAGUAUGGGGACUAGAUGACAGUAUGACAGUGGAGAACGUGGACAGCAUCACUACUGAUGGUCGCUGAUCAGUAUGGGGACUAGAUGACAGUAUGACAGUGGAGAACGUGGACAGCAUCACUACUGAUGGUCGCUGAUCAGUAUGGGGACUAGAUGACAGUAUGACAGUAGAGAACGUGGACAGCAUCACUACUGAUGGUCGCUGAUCAGUAUUGGGACUAGAUGACAGUAUGACAGUGGAGAACGUGGACAGCAUCACUACUGAUGGUCGCUGAUCAGUAUGGGGACUAGAUGACAGUAUGACAGUUGAGAACGUGGACAGCAUCACUACUGAUGGUCGCUGAUCAGUAUGGGGACUAGAUGACAGUAUGACAGUGGAGAACGUGGACAGCAUCACUACUGAUGGUCGCUGAUCAGUAUGGGGACUAGAUGACAGUAUGACAGUG
Haliotis rufescens (red abalone) is the source of this 6921-nucleotide messenger RNA. Its product is annotated as GPI mannosyltransferase 3-like. Bases 610 to 2454 code for a protein of 614 amino acids. Gene Ontology annotation, molecular function: alpha-1,2-mannosyltransferase activity. The transcript is spliced from 8 exons. Gene Ontology annotation, cellular component: endoplasmic reticulum membrane. Gene Ontology annotation, biological process: GPI anchor biosynthetic process. Lineage: Eukaryota; Metazoa; Mollusca; Gastropoda; Lepetellida; Haliotidae. The record is from RefSeq and is a predicted model, not a curated record.